AUGGCACCACAAACGUGCGCUAUUUGCCAGAAAGCAAAGGCCAUGGUGAAGCGUCCAAAGACAGGCGAGCAGAUCUGUCGGGAAUGCUUCUUCUACGUCUUUGAAACCGAGGUUCACAACACCAUUACUCAGGCAAAUCUUUUUAAACCUGGGGACAGGGUUGCGAUUGGCGCAUCUGGCGGGAAAGAUUCCACUGUUUUGGCAUAUGUUAUGAAAAUGCUUAAUGAACGCUAUCAGUACGGUUUGGAGCUGUUCUUGCUCUCGAUCGAUGAAGGCAUUACGGGGUAUCGGGAUGAUUCAUUAGAGACGGUGAAGCGCAAUCAGCAACAAUACGAUAUGCCACUGAAAAUCCUUUCCUAUGAUGAACUGUACGGCUGGACAAUGGACGCCAUCGUCUCUCAAGUUGGGAGGAAGAAUAACUGUACAUUCUGCGGUGUUUUUCGUCGACAAGCCCUUGAUCGAGGCGCUGCGAUGCUAAAUGUAGAUCACAUCGUGACAGGCCACAAUGCAGAUGACAUUGCAGAAACGGUCCUUAUGAACAUAAUGCGUGGCGAUAUCGCGAGACUUGGACGAUGUACAUCAAUCUGCACCCAAGGCGAAGACACCAUUCGACGAUCAAAGCCUUUCAAGUACGCCUACGAGAAGGAGAUCGUGAUGUAUGCAUACUUUAAAAAGUUAGAUUACUUCUCGACGGAGUGCAUCUACUCUCCCGACGCCUAUCGUGGCCACGCACGCGUUUUCCUCAAGGACCUCGAAGCAGCUCGACCCAGCGCGAUCAUCGAUAUCAUUCACUCAGGGGAAGCUUUUGAAGUCAGGGAAGAAGUCAAAGCUACUCAGCGAGUGCAGCAGGUUUGUCAAAGGUGCGGAUAUAUGUCGAGCAAUGCGCUGUGUAAAGCUUGUACCCUUCUCGAAGGCCUUGAGCGCGGUAUGGCAAACUCCGGCAUAACCGAUAGAGCUCGUAAAAAGCUAGAUGCUGAAGGUCCUGCCCCGGACAAUCUACGAACGAUACCAUUCUUCAAACCGCCCUCUGGGGGUCCCUUGAUCGCCAUUGAAAGUGUUUCGUGA
Messenger RNA from Laccaria bicolor S238N-H82, 1065 nucleotides. RefSeq lists its product as uncharacterized. Gene Ontology annotation, molecular function: tRNA binding. NCBI's taxonomy places the organism in Eukaryota, Fungi, Basidiomycota, Agaricomycetes, Agaricales, Hydnangiaceae. Gene Ontology annotation, cellular component: cytosolic tRNA wobble base thiouridylase complex; mitochondrion. Bases 1 to 1065 code for a protein of 354 amino acids. The transcript has 7 exons. Gene Ontology annotation, biological process: tRNA wobble position uridine thiolation. The record is from RefSeq and is a predicted model, not a curated record.